Molecule: messenger RNA, 2355 nt
Organism: Theileria annulata
Lineage: Eukaryota; Apicomplexa; Aconoidasida; Piroplasmida; Theileriidae
Exons: 1
Coding region: 1-2355 (784 amino acids)
Source: RefSeq, a predicted model, not a curated record
AUGAAUUCCAACACCAUGUCCCCCACUGCUGGUUCUGAUGUGGUUCGAGAAGGAACAACAGUAGACAACAAAGAUGAUUGCCUAACAUCUGUCCCAGAUACAAAGCCUUCUGAAGGUUUUAAGGAAUCUGGGACAGUAUAUCACAGGCAAUCCGAUUCUGCGCUUCCAAGUUUAUCUUCCUUGGAAACACAAGCAACUCUUCAGUACAACUCUAGUUUACCUCAUUCAAAAUCAAUAGAUUAUUCAUAUGACAACGACAAGAAGCCUCUAUAUAGCCCAUUGUAUAAUGUUCAAAACCCAUAUGAAAACGAUCAAUACCUAGGAUCAGUUGACCACUCUAAGCUUGUUCAACAAUCCUCUAUAGACUCACAAUCUUCACAAAGCGUAAAUUUUGUAAAACAAACACCAGAGGACCAGGAAAAGUUCCAACGCGAUCUCCAGGACCCAAAUGGAAAGAAACAGGCCGACCCUGUUACUAAUUAUCUUAACCCAGUAUACUGUCCAGAGGGACUAGUUCAACCUCAGAAUAAAGUAGUUGCAGUAAACCCAGUUAUAUUAGUAGAUAAGGUGGAACGAUCACUCAUAGUACAAUGGUAUGAAAACUCAGUUAAAAGAGAACAACGAAUUUCUUACAAGAAGUAUGGUAACGCUAAAGCUCAACAAAGAGCAGAAGGAUUAAUAAGCAAACUCUUGGCAGGAUCAACCUUCGACCAACUUUACCCAGAAAAGGGACCGCCAAUACUUACCAUUUUUGAGAACGUAGGUAAAUCCAUGGUCUCGCUCACCAGAGACAGGAUUAUAAGAGAGUGGAGAGUUGAUUGGCUGAAUAGCAAUGGGUCAAAAAUGAGGGCAAGAUGGUCAUGUAAGAAGGUAGGUAACGAAGAAGCCAGGAAGAGAGCAGAGACAUUUGCCUACAGUUUAAUCCAGGGAACCUUUAACCCCCGCCUCCUGCACAAAGCUACAGGAACAAGGCUCUCAAAAAAUGACAUGAAAUACAACGCAGUAGUAUCAGGCCUAGACUCCCAAAUGGAUUCUAAGGCAAUAAACCAACUAAGUGAAUCAAAUUGGCAAAGCUCAGAGGGUACAACUAAGAGAAGGACAAAGAAAAGGUCAGUCAAAAGUUCAGAUCAGAAGAAAGGACGGUCAAGGAAGCGCAAUCUAAGCACAUACACUGACGUUAACGCAUCCAACUCUUUGGGCACUGCUAACUUGAGUUCAAAUCUUUUGAGUACCGGCGCAAGCACAAACACGCCUCUUGCAACUAACACUCUUUCCGCCAAUCUUUCGAAUACUUUCAACCCCAAUUCAAACCCCAACAGCGACAUGCCUCAGUAUAUGAACUCACACUGUUACCCAUACAUGAAUAUGGUCCAAGAUCCCAGCUUUUCCACCAACCCACCCAGCUUUUACCCCAUGUACCAGGAAGAGUGUGAGUCCUCAACAUCAGUAAACCAACAAUUAGACCCAAACAGCGCAUACGCAACGUCAAUGCUACAACAGAACUGGAUGGACUGGACUAACUCUAACAAUAUGCAAAAGGUCAUGCCAUACGGUCAGGAAUGGGAUUACACAGCCAAUUCUGCAAUGGUUGAUUACCCGUUCUAUCCACAACAAGCAAACUCUGGAUUGCAAGGUCCCAACACAAAUAUGUCUUCAAACAUGACCUGGGAUCCACUAAAUAAUUACACAAACCUGAACAUGUAUAUUCAUCAAAAUGAACUACAAACGGGAAGAGAAUUCGAAGAACAAACUGAUUCCAGAAUGGCAAACCAAUAUUUCGGAUACUACGGAGGCGAUCAAUCAUUUGGAUUUCAGGAAAACAUUCUAAACCAAGACCAGAUGAUGAUGGGUUGCUAUUACAACUAUCCAAAUACCAUGAGGAUGGAUGCGAACCCACAGUGGCCCGAGGAAAACAAAGAUUACACCAAAUUCAACAAGGACUUCAACGUUGAAUACAACAAAGACUAUAACGAGGAAGUUAAAAAUGAGGAGCCUAACUCAGAAAAGAACAUGUCGCAAGUCACAACCCUGGCAAACUACAAAAACAUUACAGGCACCAGCAUAUGUAACGAGCUUCCUCCACAAAACCUUUCAGUGUCUACAAGAAUGUACACAACUGACCAUUACGGCUACGUCAAUUCAGAUCUGGGAGAUGUUAAACAGGAAGAUUCCACACUCAACUACUUUUCAAACGAACUCGAGGACCCUCUCCUCCAGUCCCAAGGGAUGCCAUCUCACCCCCUGAACAUUAAGAAAUCCGAGUGUUCCGUUUACCAAAAAGAUAAAUUCCAAGAGUCAUACGACAGCGUAACCUACCGUGAAGCUGAAGAUCCUGUAAAAUAUUAUAACAUGUAA